AUGGAGACAGACCAGCCUAAGACAGUUGAUGAAAACACUAAAAAUGAGCCUCAGGAGAAGAAGGGGCUGAUGGAGAAAAGUGUACCCUCAAAACCAUCGCCGACAUCAAAGAAGGCAGAGGUCACAAAAACCCAAAAUAAGCGUCCUGUCAGUGAUCCAGAAGCAGUAAAGAUUCAGGCCUGGUGGCGGGGCACCCUGGUGCGCAGGACGCUACUGCACAUGGCGCUCAGAGUGUGGAUCAUUCAGAGCUGGUGGAGGGUCAAGCUGAUGCGGCUGCAGGAGAACAGGCGGCGGGCAGCUCUGGAGAACUUUACACGGAAGGAGUGGGCAGCAGUCAGGCUGCAGUCCUGGGUCCGCAUGUGGCGCAUCCGUCGGCGGUACUGCCGUCUGCUCAGUGCCGCCCGCAUCAUCCAGGUCUAUUGGCGCUGGCACAGUUGUCAUACCCGUGGUUUCAUUCAGGGCCAUUACGACCUCAAAGAAAACCAACUGAAUCUUCAACUUGAAAUCUCUUUGGGUUCACAAGCUUGUAGAGUACAGCAAUGCAUACCACUUCCAAUAAAGGAAUGA
This is a messenger RNA of Rangifer tarandus platyrhynchus (Svalbard reindeer), 567 nucleotides long. Lineage: Eukaryota; Metazoa; Chordata; Mammalia; Artiodactyla; Cervidae. The record is from the annotation of a GenBank genome assembly.